Schistosoma haematobium is the source of this 8621-nucleotide messenger RNA. Its product is annotated as N-alpha-acetyltransferase 15, NatA auxiliary subunit. Gene Ontology annotation, cellular component: cytoplasm; NatA complex. Gene Ontology annotation, biological process: N-terminal peptidyl-methionine acetylation. Gene Ontology annotation, molecular function: protein binding; protein-N-terminal amino-acid acetyltransferase activity. Bases 571 to 2574 code for a protein of 667 amino acids. The transcript has 13 exons. The record is from RefSeq and is a predicted model, not a curated record. NCBI's taxonomy places the organism in Eukaryota, Metazoa, Platyhelminthes, Trematoda, Strigeidida, Schistosomatidae.
AAUAAAUCGGUUGUUUUUAUGCACCUCACUGCCUAUACACAAUUUGUCAAAAUAUUUUUAAUCUAAAUCAUCUUUUCAUUGUGACCACAAGUGUUUUUUGAAGCGCGUAAUGUUCAAGCUCGCAAUUUGAGUUGGCAUCAAAGUUCAUGUGUUAUAUUCGGCGAUGAGUAAACAGGCAUCUACUUAUACUCUCCCUCCUAAAGAACUCUCAAUAUUCAAGAGAGUUGUUAAAUAUUAUGACCAAAAGCAGUACAAAAAUGGAUUAAAGUAUGCUAAACAAAUCCUAAGCAAUCCAAAAUUUAGCGAACAUGGAGAAACUUUGGCGAUGAAAGGUAUUUUAUUAAAUUGUCUUGGUAAGAAAGAUGAAGCAAGGGAAUAUGUAAAGCGUGGUUUAAAGGCCAACAUCACCAGCUUUGUUUGUUGGCAUAUUUAUGGUCUUAUUCAUAAAUCUGACCAUAAGUACGAAGAAGCGAUAAAGUGCUACUUGCAAGCUUUAAAGUUAGAUAAUGAAAAUUUACAAGUGCUAAGGGAUCUUUCAGUUUUACAAAUGCAGUUGAGAGAUUAUGAAGGAUGCAGGGUAUACUAUUAAUUUUCCUUCUAAGAAACUUUUGUCAGGACAUACGUUACAAGUUGCUUCUACUGCGACCUAGCCAAAAAGCAUCAUGGAUUGGCUAUGCUUUAAUUCACCAUUUGCUGGGAAACUAUGAAAUCGCUCUUACAGUCAUCAAUGAGUUCAAAAAGGGUCAAAGUGAAAUACCUCAGUUCGAUUACGAACACAGUGAGCUACUACUCUACCAAGCAAUGAUCAUGCUUGAAGCUGGAAAAGAAAAUGCUGCCUUAGAACAUUUAAAUCAAUAUAGCAACGAAAUAGUUGAUAAAAUAUCUUUGUUGGAAAUGAAGGCUCAACUUCACUUGAAACUUGGACAGUAUGAGGAAGCGGUUGAGUGUUCAUGGAGCUUAAUUGAUCGGAAUCAGGAAAAUAGUUUAUAUCUUGAGCUUUUGGCACAGGCAAAUACAGCUUUAGUCAGUGGUAUAAUAGACGCAAAUACUGAAACGACGAAAAAAACUUAUGAGUCAGUUAUUGCCCGUUACCCCCAAUCCCGUCUAUCUAGACGGUUGAUUCUGAAUUAUUGUUCAGGUGACGAGUUUCUCCAGCGUUUGGAUGCUUACCUAAAGCCAUACAUCAGAAAAGGUGUUCCUCCACUUUUUAUACAACUUGUGGGGCUUUUAAAUGACUCUAAAAAGCUUUCAGCUUUUGAAAGUCUUUUAACUAAAUAUCGUAACAGCAUGAGUGCCAUCGGAUCCCUUGAUGCACAGGAAAGUAAUGAAAAAGAAGCUCCCACAACAGAUGUUUGGCUUAACUAUUUACUAGCUCAGUAUUAUAACUUCAAAAGAAAAUAUCAGGAAGCCAUUGAAAUCAUAGAUUCUCAGUUGCUCUCAACACCUACGUUAGUUGACUUUUAUGUCCUAAAAGCCGAUGUCUUUCACGAUGCAGGGGACUAUAUAACAGCCAGUCGGUGGAUGGAAGAAGCCCAAUCUCUAGAUACAGCUGAUCGUUUUAUUAAUGCUCGCUGUACAAAAUUCAUGGUGGAAGCUCAUCGCCUUGAAGAUGCCACUAACAUGGCUUCUAAAUUUACAAGGGGAAACACAUCGCCAAAGGAAUACUUGUCUGAGAUGCAGUGCAUGUGGUUUCUGUUAGAUAAUGCCAGAGCACUUAAAGAAAUGGGCAGAUUUGGUGAUGCCCUUAAGUUGUGUCACGAAGUGCAGCAACACUACAGAAAUAUUCUUGAUGAUCAGUUAGACUUCCAUUCCUACUGUCUGCGGAAGGUUACGCUACGAUCAUAUGUUGAGACACUGCGAUUAGAAGAUCGUUUACGGGAUCAUCAGUCUUAUUUUGAUACCGCUCAACUUGCAGUUGAAAUUUACUUGCAACUGUAUUCUCAACCAUUGGACAGUAUUGAUGAAUCUCCUCACGGCGAAAAUGACGGUAUGUCUUCAUCUGAAGCUAAAAAGCUACGAAAUAAACAACGGAAAGCUGCUAAGCGUGCGGAAGCGGAAGCUGCUCGGGCUCGAGCUGAACAGGAACGUCGAGAACAAGCAGCUCGUUCAAGACAGCCUGCAUCCGAAGAAGCAAAUGCAGAUAAUCCAUCCAUGGGGGAAAACGACCUAGAUGCUAAUCUACUGGCCAGACCUGAGGAUCCACUUGAAGAGGCAUCCAAAUUUCUUCUCCCUUUGUUGGAUUUGUCUCCUAAAAUUAUUGAGGCUUAUUGUUUGGCCUUUGAAGUUUAUGAGAGAAAGCGAAAAUUUCUCCUCAUGCUCAAAUGGAUUUCCCGUGGUGUGCAACUUACAAAUUCACGUGACAAUCCUUGGUUUCAUGAGUGCUGUGUGAGAUUUCUUCUCCAGCUACACAGUCGUGGAAAAUCAGAUGAUAUAGUUGGCAAAGUUCUUACAUCAGAAGUCCCUAAGUUAUUCAGCGAGUGGCCAGAAAAUAUUUCAUUUGUUCAAGAAUAUAAUAAAAGAUUUAAUCACCGUAAUCAGGACACAUAUCCUCAUGUAUUCAGAUGUAAGCGUUGAUGUUUUUUUGAGGAUUUUCGUUGUAAACUAACAUUUUUUGGUAAACCGGUUAUUUUGCUCUGGUUUGUAUUUUUCAGCACUGGACAUCCACAGCUGUGUAUAUAAUAAACCUAAGGCCUUCAAGUUUCGCAGAGAAGUUUGAUUUCAUUCGAUCAUUAAUCCGAAAUUCAAUAGUCAAUGAUUUUCUUAUCUAAAAAACUGCAAUAAUGUUGAUCUUGGUCAGACUUAUAAACAUAGUGCUACAUACCUGUACCGUUAGGAGGUAGUCAAAAAGUGAACAGGACCAAUUUUUACCGAGGUAGUCAAUGAAUGUACUAUUUAAGUAAUUAUGAAAAAUUAAUUGAAUACAAUUGAGAAUGGUUUCUGAACUUGAAAAGAAAUUACCAAGGCUAGUUUCAUCUUAUUGAACAUCAGUAGUCAAACUCUUAAGUUAAUAGUUGCAACUAUAGCCUUUAACGCACAGGUCAAAAAAGACUAAAAUGUUUUAUAUAUCUUCACAUCAAUUCUUUUGUGUUGAAAUGUUUAACAACUACCCAACAUUUCAGUGUGCUGGUAAAAAGAAAGAAAAAUCUCAGUGUAUUAAACAGUCCAUUUGAUAUCAUUUAUAUGCUACUAAAUGACCGACUCUUCAGCUGUCGAUUAUAUAUAUAACAUGUAUGUCAUAUAAUCAUCACGGUUAGUUGCCUGAUUUUUAUUCAUUUUUUUUCGAAGGGAGUUGUUCCAAGUAUUUUAAACACUGUGUUUACGUUUUUUGCACUUCAAUCGCAUCUUGUCUCUUCAACUUAGUAAAAUUUUGUUUUGGAACCCAUUCCUUCAAAAUAUUUAAAACAGUCAUACUUAAUACAGUGAGAUAUCAAGGAGUUGAAUGGUACUGGUAGCGUUGUUUUGCCAAGCGUUUUUCCGUCGAGUAAUACAUUCUAUAGAGUUUUAUUCUAUUCAAGCACUUACAAACACAUCUUGGAAAUUCUUAAUGUACACAUGUAAUAAACGAGAACACAGGUGGGGUAGUCAAUUAUAUAUGGAUACAAAAUUACAGAAUCUCUUGGUAAAAUAUAAAAAUCAUACACUGAAUACUUCAUUUGCUAAUUUCCAUCAUUUUUCCUUCACAUUUUGUAUCGUUCUUCCAGUUCACAAUCCCUUUAUAUUUUCUUUUCUAUUCUCUUCAACUCAAUCUUAGUCUUCUGCUACCAGAUUUCCCACUUCCAAUUGGUGUUACAUAUUACUUAUGUCGGUCGACAUAAGUAGCAGACACCACAUACAUGUCUUUUUAUCCUUUACAACAUUGGAUACGUAAUACGUAUGACGUGAUUUUAUAACUAGUUUUAUUUUUACUUCCUCACCUAGAACGUAUUAAAAUGUAUCGACUGUAUGGUUUCACUUUUUUGUAAGUCAGGUAUUUGUAAAUUUACUGCUCGUACCAGAAAAUAGCUACUGAACCAUCUAUUAUCUCAUCCCUUCACUUCACUACUGAUAUACUAGUUGAGUUUCCUCGGUUCGGUUUACUGAAAUUUGUAGAAUAACUUUAUUCAUAUCAGCGGUUCGAGCAUAGUGAUAGCUACUUUUUUUGGUAUAAUUUUUAAAAUUGCACUAACGUUCCUGCCAUGCUUGCUGACUACUUAAUGUAUCUAUAGUCACUGAUCGGUCAAUGUCAAUUUAUUUAUUUAUUUGAGCACAUAAAUACUGGUACAAGGAGGCACCGAAUUCAUAUGUGCCACACAAGUCUCUUGAUUUGUAUCAACUAUUGUCAACUACUCAGUUCAUUGCAUUUACUGGAUAUUUGAAAGGACGUAUUUAUAUUUCAUGAUAAUUUCUUAUGUUUUAUUCAGUAAUGUAUUCAGUUAGUAAAUAAAUAAUUUUUUAUUCACUGUGUUGCUCUAUCUUGAGGGAGUUUCACCAGCCAUAAUGGGCUGGCUUCUGAAGAAAGUUCGAUUGGCUUUUGCCAACUUGAGUCACUUGUGAAGUAUAUGCCACGCAUCAGUUCGUCUCUUUCGACUUCAUAGUUGUGAAAUAUGACCAUUAAGAAUAGAGGAUAUUCGUAGGUUACUAGCAUUUGACUAUAGGUAUUUUCAAAGCAUCGCUCGUAUAUUUUAGGACCACAGAGCAAGAAAUGAUGAGUUUAUGUAUAUGGACACCAGAUAAGAAUGGUAAAUCUAUUCACCCCUUGUCCUACUCCAGAGACUCAGUCCUGAAAUCUUAUACCUUAUUUUUCUAUUUCGAAUCUUUUCCUCUGUUAGUGAUACUUUUACUACUCUGAAAUUUAUCUUAGAUUAAUCUUAUCUCGCUGUGUUAAUGUAGUACGGUAAAUUGGGCCAAUGCACAUAUGCGUUAGGUUCUACGUUGCGUAUGACUAUAACUGAUUGACAAUCUUGCCUUCUCUGCGAUAGGCAUAUUGGUCUUGUUCCGUUGUAAUAAGUAUCAAGCAACAGGUUUACCAUGAUCACUAAAAAUAACCAUACUAGCAGUAUCAGCAUUUUUUUCAAGUUAUUGUACCUAAAAUAUUCCAAUCUUUUGAAUACAAAUGUUUUUCUUGAAAGCAGUUUGCUAUAUGAUGUACAUGCUCAAAAGAUUUUAUUAACUUAUCGUUUCCUUAUCUUCGUUUUUUAACAUGAGAUGAUAAUAGAUGAAGGCAGUAACAGGUACAGCUUUAUCAUCCCCGGAAUGAUAAAUUCACAAUAUUUGAGUAGCCAAAUAAAUUAAAACCUGGAUAUGUUAUUUGUUUUUUAAGAAAAACGAUAUUUUAUAUUUCAACCAUACCGUUAGCGAUUAAAGAAUAUUACAUAUUUACGAAGUGAAGUCAGUCUUCAGAAUUAUGAAAAACACACACUCAUUUCGCAUAAAUCGUUGGUCUGUUGAGCUCGUUUAUGUUUUAAAAGAUAUGUUCAUCCAGUGACUAAAAUGGUAAAAAGACAGGUAUCCUGUUGACAACAAUACAUUGUAAUGUAUGUUAUUAAGUUCUCUCUUGAUUAUUUUAAUAUAUCUUAUUAGGACUGUAUCACUUGGAUUUAUUUUUAAUUUCACAUGUUUCUAUUUCCAUUUUUCUGGCAAUCAUUAUUAUUUCUUUAUUGUCUCUCUUUUAUCUUCUGUUUUUGCUAUUUUUAUUAUUUUUCCAGAUACGCUAUGUCAAUGUCUGAUUGACCCACAACAUAGAGAUAAUUAUCUUAGUAAGAUUCCAUUACCAAAUGAUAACUUUAAAGGUGUUACAUGGCAAGUAAGUGUUGGGUUUCGCACUUUGAUUUAAUCUUUUUUUACUACCGGCGAGACACUAUGUUUUGAAUGGUGUCGUUUCAUCCAUGUGGAUCUGUUUUGCCUUUUUAUCGAACAAAUAUCUUGAUCACUUCUAUUGAAAUCGCAUUAUCUUUUGCAUCAGUUUUGUGGUUCCUAUCUAUUUCAAACAGCGUUUGUAGGAUAAGUUUUCGUCUUGAUGCAUCAUCCCUAAAUUAGGGUGUUUUCUGUCCUUCCGACUGAUAUAACUACAGUGCUACUAACUCCUGAAACGAUAAACUUUUUAUUUCCAUACAAUUUUGAUGCUUAUCUGUAGGACCAAUAAUGAUAUGGUGGAAAAAAGUCGGUUCUAAUACAUACAAAAAACUGUAGUUGAUUAAACAUUUGUUUCUUUCCUUACGAUUCUCGACUUUUCAAUGGAAGUAUCUAAAAAUUGUUCGGACACUAAAAAUAGCUGUAAAUGAACUAAGUUGUUCUCGUAAUGCACCUAUUAAAAAUCUUCGUUACUAAUUUUGAUUUCAAGUGAUUGACUUCGACAAAAAUAAAAAAGCAAGAAUGGUGAACUCACAAAUUUCUUUCUCAACCACUUAAUAUAGCCAAAGAUGGAUAGUGGCUAGCAGUGGAAUCCAGGAGGCGCGUUUCGUCCUACUUGAGACUCGUCAGCUGAUGUACCUACAUCCCAGAGUUGAUGUUCACUCCAGGACGCGAGUCCUUUACAGUUCACUUCAAACGCCAUCGCGUUAUCCACUUAGCUACUGAGUCCUGAUAACCACUUGCUUUUGUAAUGUGGGGAAGUUUACAUUCACUUGGUAUUGUUUAUUUGAAUCUUUCCAUUGAUUAAGACUGCAAUUGAUCAAUCAAUCGGCAGAUUCAAACAAACAAUACUAAGCCGUUUAUUAUAGUGCUAGGUAUUUAAGAGUGUACAAGGAUGAUUUCUUAAGGGACCUGAAAGGAAACUAAGUUAAUAGUGGUCCUGGUGACCUGGGAGUGUGACUUUAGAGGCCAAGAGAUAACUACUCAAGGCCGGUCACCUACAGCUUUUUUAUGGGGAGUUUUUGACGUGUCAGCUCCGCAAUUCAAAAAGGCCUUACCGUUGAAGACGGUAAUGCAUAGGGUAAGGUGUGACAUUUUUGUGUUCUCCCAUUCUUAAAACACCAUCCUUUAUCAGAUGGCAGUAUAGCUGCAGAUGCUGGCUGUCAGAAGGAAAAAUUCUACUACUAUCACACCCCUCUAUAGUCAGCAGUACGACUUCACCCUUGGGUUCAAAUAUGAUACUUUUAGUUCUACUCCAACAAACAAACGACAUAUGGAUGAGCAGUUGAAACCUAACUGUUGGGUGUAAGAGGCAGACUACUCACACUGCACCACAUAAGUACUAAUAUUACUUUAAUUGUGUUGAUAUAAACUCUUUUAGAUGAUUUUUCUUUUUGUAUUUAGUCCAUAUCUUAUUUUCCAUGAAAGUAAUAUUAUACCUUUCAACCGUUUUUAAUGAUAUUUUCUUCGUAGUAAAAGUAAUGAUAUACGCAUCCUGCUUUUUUUAGGAAUGCCGCACGUGUCUAGAUAUUUUGCGUAGAGGUCAGUGGACGUUACUGGGUCGUUGUGACCCAUCUGUCAUAGAAAAGUAUCGUUGUGCUUGCAAUGAAUAUUUUCCAAUGGCAAAUGCAUUUCUAACAACCUCACAAAUAGAUAUAUUACGUCAGAAUAUGAUUGAAGCAGCUAAUUCAUCAGCUAUAUCUGGUGUGUUCCUUACGCCGAAUGACAAGGACCAAUUAUCGGAACUCAACACGGAUCAUGGAAGUAAACUAUCAAAUGAAUUUUCUAGACUAACUACUGAACCUAUGGUUAAUGGUGAUCUAAAGGAUUCGACUAGUUGGAUUCCUCAAUCGUGUAAGCAAGUUACAGUAACAAAUAAGGCAACUGAUAUCGUUGUUUAAUUCUUGAAGAACCUACUGAAAUCUUUGCCUAUCCAUUUUAUUCGCUAAAAUUUUGUGUAUGUAUUCAGAAGUUUGUGAAUACUGACUCAUUUGUAUUUUCCAUUGUCCAAUAGUAAAUGUACACUGUUGUAGAAUAAGUUUGAAAUCCUUUUUUUUCAUGUGAAUAUUUCUUGCAUGGAAACUUAUUUAAAUACCUUGGUUCAGUAAUGUUACAUAUGAUUAUUGUAUCACAUGUGCAUAAAACUACUUCGUGAAAUGCUUUUGUAAUUUCAAAAAUCGUGUACAACAAACUUUACCUACUGUAUAUGCGCAGAUUACGUACUUCCAAAUCUGUUCCAGACCCUAUUUGCCAAAUGACUUGUUGAUAAUUGUGAUCAUUAUCAUCAUAUUUACACUGAGUGAAGUUGGUAUGAACGUUUAUUUUAACAAUAAAAUCUUUAGCUUUCUGAUAACUUGUUUCUUUAACACAAGAGCGUAUUACAAUUUAUUACUGUGAACAAAUAUUUCUGCCUUAUAUAAUGUUGUGAAUUCUUCAGCAAUUUCAACAUUGAGUCAGUUACGUCCAAUUUUCAUCUGACGUCCCGAUAUUUAGUGUUUAAAUUAAAGACAUUUUAUGAAUCCCACUGUCAUUAGUUUUGAAUUCUCGUUGUUGGAGUGUUUGUUAGAAUACUUCUCUUCGGGCGUUCAAUGCCGUUAUGAUGCGAAUAUUAACCCACUUCAUCUUUGAUCCUGCCAGUGUUACGCUUCAUUUCUGUCAUCAAUAAAGUAGCUCAACUUCAAGCUUGUUGUCAUAGUGUUCCAUUACCACUUCACAGCUACAGUUCAGCAACCCUAUGGUUUAGUUGUGUAGGUUUGUUCUCUAAUACUAUCCUGUGUACGCCUUAGCCUUGC